AGAUCUUCAUGAUGUUCCUUCAUGCAAAGUUAAAGAAACUGAAGAAGUACGAGAAGAAAGCUGAGCUGAAACAAGAAAUACUUCGUGAAAAGAAAUUGUUUGUUCUGGACAACUCAUUACGUGAGAGUACUGUUGGACAACUCAGAGGUCAUACAAUUGAAAAUAAAUGGAAGAUUUAUGAAGAGGUAAAUAUAGUGAUAAUUUAUAUUUGAUAAUUUUUGCCAAUAAUUGAUUUUGUCACGAAAUUCGAAAUUAUAAUAUAUAUACAUAUAUAUAUAUAUAUAUAUAUAUAUAUAUAUAUAUAGGAUUGUGCCUAAGAAUCUAGCUGCAGGUAAUCUGGCCAUGAUUCACUGCAGAGGCCCUUGUGUGCUUGUUUUAGACGCUGUAUUGUGUGUUCUCUAGAGUAGGAAGCCAGCCAAGUUUAAGAACAUCCUUCUCUGAGCAAAAGUGGUUCUUUUGAAGGAACCGAGGAAGGGGAUAUGCCACGGAGUCAUUAAAAUUUAAUUUUGAAAGUAUCAAACUCUGGGCCAGAUAUUUCUUGAUAUUCUGUGGUGUCGUAUUCUUUAUUCUUCGUAAAGUGGCGAGUAUUUUGUAACACGAAGAUAUGACCUGAUUUAUGUGAUAUGUCCAUUGGAGGUCUUCGCUUAUCCAUGUUCCUAACAACUUAAAAGAUCUAAUUCUGUCUAACGUUCUGUUCUUUAUAACAUUUGGUGGUACAAGGUCGUCGAGACAAUGUGUUUUGGACAUCUGGGGAGUUGUGAUAAUCAUCUGUUUGGUUUUCUUCUCAUUUAGUAGCAUGUUAUUAUUCAUUGCCCAUGUCUCAAUACUGUGCAGGCUAUCAUCCAUCAUCUGUACGCAGCCGUCCAAAUGUUUUGGGGUACUGUGGCGGUACAUUGUGGUGUCGUCGGCAUAUCGAAAACAGGUAGAGCCUUCUUGUAAACCGUCCUGCAUGUCAUUGACAUAUAGAUUAUACAAGAAGGGUCUAAACUUGAGCCUUGUGGAACGCCAAACGUCACUUUCGCUAGUUCAGAUUGUUUGUCGUUUACUUGGACAAUCUGUUUCCUUAAAGACAGGUAAUUCACAAUCCACUUCAGGGCAGCUCUGCAGGACAUACCAAUAUCGUGGAGUUUCCGUACUCCAACAGAAUAGUCAACGGUAUCAAAAGCUCUGGAAAAGUCUGCAAAUGCGAUUAGUGUCACCUCGCCCUUUUUCAUCGCUUUUACGAUAACGUCUUUAAUGCGCAAGAGUACAGUAGUUGUCGAGUGUCACUUACGACAGCUGGUGAUAUUACCGUUUAGCACGCUGUGGUGUUCGAUAUAAUGUAUCAGUUGGCUUAGGGGCCGACCAUUUAACUUUUGAGGGGGGAAGGGUGAUUUUGAAAAAAACAUUUCCUGCAAGGCUAUUCUGAACAAAAAAAAUACCUGCACUAACAAACUGGGGGGAAAAAAAUAACCUGCCCCAGUAUUUGGUGGGAAAAAGAUGUUGCAAAACAGCAUGGUUGCAUGGAUCGAUUUGACCAGUCCCAGGAGAUCAGCUGGUUUGAUUUUCAGGGACUAGUGUAAGGGCUAUUUCAUAGUCUACUAUAAAAGCACACUUUUUCCGAAGGAUAGUGAAAACUAGUCCAUAAAUAAUCUGAAUAAUUAUUAUUUAUACUAUAUAAAGGACUUCAUAUAUGACAAUCAUGUUUUACAUGAGUCUUAAAAAUGCCAAGAAAAUUCGGCCUUGUCGUUUAAUAAGCUCUCUAUAAAUAUCUCAAUCGAGACAGCUACGAAUUCGAGAAACCAAUAUUCAGGCUCUUGUCAGCAGUCCACUUAUUGAUGUAACGGAUUUCAUUGGCUGUAUUUCCCGCAAGAUCUUAAUAUAAAGAUCUAUUGAAUAAACCAAAUGUUAUACCUCAUAGCAAUCAUAAUAUUAAAAGCAAUGCAUGAAGCUAGAAAACUCAACGUUAACUAUUAUUAAAGAAUCUAAAUAGUAUAAGCUAUUGAAAAAAUAAUGCUGCGAAAGAGUGGAAAAAAUCGUACAUGAAAAAAAAACAGAAAAAAAAAACUUGCACAUAACGAUCCCAGAAAAUGCCUUCCAGCAGUAAAUCACCCCCACCCCUCAAAAGUUAAAGGUCGGCCCCUUGGAACAAGUUUUUCGUAACUUUUAGAGAGAGCUGGAAGAAUGGAAAUAGGUCGAUAGUCGUCAGGUUCGGAGGGAGAGUCGACUUAAGGAACUGGCGAAACACCAGCCACUUUCCACACCUCAGGAAAGGAACAAUUGUCAAUGAGACUGUUAAAGAUGUGUGUCAAAGGUGACGCAAUGGUCUCGGCACCGAGCUUGGGGCACCUUGCAGGGAUUUGGUCUGGACCUGUUGAGCAGUUAACUGGGAAGUUAAGAUAAAAACCAGUCAAGCUCAACUAUUAUUGAAAUCCCUUCGUUCUGAGUGACCAAGAUCAACAUGCUACUUUGAAUAUAAACUAUGCUGCAGUUAUUAUUUUCAUUUCCAACUAAAGAGCCCCUUAUUAGCACACACCAAAGAUGCAUCCCCAAGUAAACAGAAAGAACCUGUUACUGUGCAUAGAAAUAGAAUACCGAAUUCAAAAUUGCAAACACAGCAGCCCUCUAAUAUAAACACAAAGAAAAAAACUAAGCAAAUUCCUAAAAGCACUAUUCCUUGCCGUUUUCUUUCACGGCGGGGCUGGUGUAUUAAGAAACAUACAGAACUGUGAUUUUAAACAUCUACAACAUCUGCAUCCAAAUGAGCCAUCGGAUACCUAAAUACAAAAUACGUUGUCCCUUUAUACAACGGAGAGGGAUUUGUUUGAAAAGAGAUCAUUGUUACUUUUCACAUAACAUCUCAUUAUAAUAGUCAUUGAUUUGUAACCCUAGUGUCAUGUUGAUUAACAACGUAUUCAAUGUUAACAUUCAAUACUUUGUAUCACGCAUGCAUAUGUAAUGUAUAAUACAGCUUCUUGAAAUUAUAUAUAUUCGAUUAUUUUAGAUAAAAAAAGUUGGCUUUCAGGAUAUCAUUGUAACAUCGUUUUCCCAUAUGACCCGUGUGGAGAUACAUUUAUCCGUCAACUGGCAGAAAAAGGAGAAGAUUUUAGCAAAUUUUACGCUUUUACAGAGUUUAUUGAAUCAAUUGACAGUCGAACCAAAAUUCCUGACACAGAUACCAUUCCUGUUGGCUUGAUGAAAAUGAAAGAGUUGGGCAUUCGAAAUCCGAUCAUUGAAGCUGAUUUGUUUUAUCCCAACAUCGACUACAAAAUAUUCAACGUGAAAAGAAUUACCAAACUUUUCUCACAAAGAAUGCAAUGGAUACGAGAAAAUCUUUCAAGAGAUGCCAAAAUCUUUAUCAACCUUCGUGAUAUUGCUGACGCCAUAAUCAACGAACCAAAGCGUGUGUUUAAAGUUGUUGAAUAUCUUUCAUCGUUGCCAGCAGAUCAACGUCCUUUUGGUUUGAUAUUUGAAGAACCAACAGGAAACUACUUGCCAGAUCAACUUGGUGCUUGGACAGCCGCAGUACGUCAAGAAAUGGACAAAUGUGGUUUUCAAGAUGGUCAUUUGUUAGCUCAUAUUCAUGAGAAGUGGGGAUUGGCUCAAAUGUGCCAGUUGGAAUGUCUUAUCAACGGAGCAACCGGUAUUUGGUGCAGCGUAUGUGAAGAAGGAGCAGCCUUAGGUCAUGCAUGUUCUAGUGUGACCUUAUUAAAUAUGAUACGUUUGGGAAAUGAACAUGUCUUUAAACAAUACAACUGUGUUGAACUACGCAUAGCUGCUCAAGAAGUGACAAGAAUAACAACCGGUCAGGAACCACAUCCUAAACAACCUGUGUAUGGUGAACGAGCACUGGAUAUUGUUAUGGAUGGUACCAUGGGUUCAAAUCCUGAGGAUGAAGGUUUCUGUAUGGCAACAUUCUUUGGACAAGAACCGCUGAUGAGAAUGACAACAUUAGCAACACCAAGAAUGGUUGUAGAGAGACUAAAAACAUUGUUUGGCGAAAAUACUCAGUUUACACAAGAACGAGCUCAAAGAAUGCUUCAAGUCAUGUUAGAAGAUCUACAUGAAAAUAGAAAAGAGGAAUACAUGAGUAAAGUUGGUCUCGCUAUCUUAUUUGAUCGAUCUGGUGGCAAGCUUACCGAAGCAAUGGCUAAGGCGGUUGAAGAUGAAAAGCCUGAAACACUUCAUGGUGAAAAGCUGAUCGCACAAAUACGGGAAUUGUGGGACGUUUGGGAUUUACGAGAUGGUGUGAAAGAUGACCAAUUAGAAUUUGAUGCGUUUUAUAACGGCUUCAUGGCGCCGUACUUUGGCUGCUAUAGAUGUGAUACAACCAGACGUGCCUUGAAAGCAAUUGAUAUGGAUGAAGAUGGCCAAGUGGACUGGAACGAGUUUUCGUUGUAUCUAAAAUGGGCCAUUCGUGAAUAUCCAGAAACAAAAGAUGCAGAGGAAUUGCUUUCUAUCGCUUUCCGUAAGGGCCUUAUUCCAGCCAUGCAAGACGAAAUAUUGAAAUAGAGCUAUCAAGAAACUUAGAACACUAUUUCCAAAGUGAAAUUUGCACCUCAAAGUUAACAUUUACUUAAUCUGAAAAGAACAAUGACGGCAAGGUGGAAUUUUUAGGUUGUAACGGAAUAUAUAUCUGGAUGGCCAGUCAAUAUGGCGCCCUGUUCUUGAUUUUCUAUAUAUUCAUAAUUGACGUCAUUAAUUAUAUAGUUUACCGCGUUUCUCUACAAUUCUACAGGCUUUAU
This is a messenger RNA of Paramuricea clavata, 4724 nucleotides long. Lineage: Eukaryota; Metazoa; Cnidaria; Anthozoa; Malacalcyonacea; Plexauridae. The record is from the annotation of a GenBank genome assembly.